Aspergillus puulaauensis is the source of this 756-nucleotide messenger RNA. Its product is annotated as serine protease. Gene Ontology annotation, biological process: proteolysis. Gene Ontology annotation, molecular function: serine-type endopeptidase activity. Bases 1 to 756 code for a protein of 251 amino acids. The transcript has a single exon. The record is from RefSeq and is a predicted model, not a curated record. NCBI's taxonomy places the organism in Eukaryota, Fungi, Ascomycota, Eurotiomycetes, Eurotiales, Aspergillaceae.
AUGAGACUCGCCCUUUCGACCACCCUCCUCUCCAUCACAGGAUCAGCAAUUGCGGAGGAAGCCAUUGUUGGUGGAUCCACGGCCGCACCUGGACAAUUCCCUUACCAAGUUUCCGUUCAAACCAGCUCCCACCGAUGUGGCGGAUCCAUCAUCGAUAAAGACCACAUCCUAACUGCCGCUCACUGCGUAGAUGGGCUAUCCGCAGAGCGCCUGAGAAUCCGGGCGGGAUCAAACCAGCACGCCUCGGGUGGGAAGCUGGUCAAGGUGGCUAACGUCACGCAACACUCGGAGUUCGACGCCAAAACAAUCAAGAAUGACAUCGCUGUCCUCAAGCUGGCCUCGAGCCUGGACUUUGGAUCUGCCAUCUCGGCCGUGGACCUUCCGUCCUCAGCGGACGAGACGCCGCAGGUGGGAACCGAGUGCUCUGUCACUGGCUGGGGGAGUACCGCCGCUGGAGGCUCUAUGUCCUCGAACCUCUUGGUCACGUACGUCAACAUUGUUGACCAUGAGAAAUGCCAAGCGGAAUAUGCGGAUGACCAGGAAGUUGAUGACUCCAUGAUCUGUGCUGGUGUCAAAUUCGGAGGAAAGGAUGCCUGCCAGGGAGACAGCGGUGGUCCGCUUGUUGACGCCAGCUCUAAAAAGCAGAUUGGAGUUGUUUCGUGGGGGUCUGGAUGCGGAAAAGACUACCAGCAGGGUGUUUAUGCUAGCACCGCGGCCUAUCUUGAUUGGAUCCAGGGGGCCGUUCUAGGAGUCUAG